This is a messenger RNA of Humulus lupulus (European hop), 2457 nucleotides long. RefSeq names its product ASI1-immunoprecipitated protein 3. NCBI's taxonomy places the organism in Eukaryota, Viridiplantae, Streptophyta, Magnoliopsida, Rosales, Cannabaceae. Gene Ontology annotation, biological process: DNA-templated transcription. The record is from RefSeq and is a predicted model, not a curated record. The transcript is spliced from 7 exons. Gene Ontology annotation, molecular function: chromatin binding. The coding region runs from base 153 to 2213 and encodes 686 amino acids.
CGAGGCUUCUUAUCUCCAACCGUUUUCACCGCUUCGACUUGGCGGUUGUCGAAGGGGAUAGGCACAGGCACCCAUGUUUUUUUGAUCCUCUCUCUUAAAUUUUGAUUUUUUUUUUAACAGAAAACGACUGCGUAUUGACUCUUCGAGCGAAAAUGGGGAACAGAAGGUUCGCGCAGAUCUCCACCAGUGACGAAGAAGACAACGAUGUCCCGGCGCGGCGGCAACGGUCGGCUUCGUCGGAUGACAAACAGUUGAAGACGAGGAAGAGGAAGAAGAAAGAGGAGUAUGAGGAGGAAGAGGAGGAGGAAGAAGAGGAGGAAGAGGAAGAAGAAGAUGAGGAGGAAGAAGAAGAAGAGGAGGAGGAGGAGGAGGAGGAAGAGGAAGAGGAAGAGAAGAGUAAGAAGAAGAAGAAGAGGAGGAAGAAGAAUAAUACGCCGACGAAGAGUAGUAAGAAGAAGAAGAAGGAAGAGGCUUCGCCGCCGAGUGAGGAAGAAGAGGAACAAGUGACGGAAGAUGCUAAGCCGAUUGGGGAUUCGAUUAAGACGACCGGAAAAGGAAAGAGUAAGAAGAACCAUUACGAAGCGUUUGAGUACGACGGCAAUCAAUAUGAUCUCGAGGAUCCUGUACUCAUAGUUCCGGAAACUAGGUUUCAAAAGCCGUAUGUGGCAAUUAUUAAGGAUAUUGCUCAGGACAAAGACGGCAGUAUAAUGGUUACUGGACAAUGGUUUUAUCGUCCUGAGGAGGCAGAGAAAAAAGGUGGUGGAAACUGGCAAUCAAAUGACACAAGAGAGCUGUUUUACAGUUUUCAUCGUGAUGACGUUCCAGCAGAAUCAAUAAUGCACAAGUGUGUCGUUCAUUUUGUUCCAUUACACAAGCAGCUUCCUAACCGGAAACAGUACCCGGGAUUUUUUGUGAGAAAAGUGUAUGAUGCUGUUGAGAAAAAACUUUGGAAGCUAACUGAUAAGGACUACGAGGACAAGAAGCAGCAUGAAAUUGAUCUACUGGUUGAGAAGACUAUGAAACGAUUGGUGGAUCUCCCUGACAUUGAGCCUGAAGAUAGCAAUGCUGAUCAGGAAGAUCAUUUGAAGUCAAAAAGAAUUCUCAGGAGAAAGACCAUUUCUCCACUUGAUGUAUCUAGAGAAGAAGACGCAACAAGGCCUGAUCAAAAUUCAAAAUUUGAUACGCCAGGAAGCUGUCCAAGUAAUGCCUCAGAAUAUUACAGCAUUUUAUUGAAUUUCAAUGUACUACCUGGAGAAACCUACCGUGAUAAAUGGUUGGAGAGGCUUCUUCAGAGUGUUCAACAUGUUUGCAUUUCUGCCGAGGACAGUAAGGAUGAUAAAGAGAAGGUUGGUGCUGAUGGAAAUAACGAUAAUAGUGAUAUUAAGCGUCCAAAAGCUGCAAAUGAAUCUCAAGAAAAGAGUCAGACUGGCAACCGUACCUUUAUCUGGCCAGAUGACGCUGUUUCAGCAGUUACUGCUCUUGAGAAGGCUGCACAUGAGUGUUUUUCUAUGGAAUUUCAGAAGUAUAACCAAAAAGUAAGGCAGUUACAUUACAAUUUGAAGAGUAAUGGGCCACUUGCCCGGCGUUUUUUAAAUAAAGAGUUAGAUCCUGUGAAAGUACUGAAUAUGUCACCCAAUGAGUUAAAGGAGGGUUUAACUGCUGAGGAGAUGACCAAAAAGGAACCAGAUGAAUUAGAGAGAAUGCAGGUAACUUCAUUUUAUUUCAAUUUGCUUUCGUCCUUGAUAUCGUUUGGUCUCAGUCUGCAUUAUCUGUUGCUCGUGAAGCAGAUGACUGAUGCUCGUUGCUCAAGAUGUUCAGAGUUCAAAGUCGGUGUGAGGGACAUCAUCCAAGCUGGACACGGAGAGCGUUACCAGUUGGAGUGCAUUGCUUGUGGUCAUUCAUGGUAUGCAUCUCGGGAUGACGCGGCUUCCCUGACAAUUGACUCUACAAGCAACGCAAAAAAUGUGGGCACAGCUCCAUUGGCUACUGCCAAAUUCGAAAACAUCGAAAAGAAGAUGGUAAGCCCCCGGGAGUCUGACAAGGAAAAGAAGAUGGUAAGCCCCCGGGAAUCUGACAAGGCAGCCCCAGCCAACGAUGGGUUGAAGAAAACAAGUGAAUCGCAUGUGCCUGUGUUGGAAACACAGAAAUCGCUUAUCAAGACUAAAAAGGAGGAAAAUCCAGCUCUAAAACCUGCUACAAAGAAGGCUGAAUAGAAAUUGGCUAUUGAAGUUUUGGUUCAUCAGAAGUGUUAGUGCAGUAUGAAAUUGCUUUUUGUUUGUAUAGUUUUGUUUGAUCUCUCUGGCUGGUUGUUGUGCAUAUUGAGCCUUAGGAUUACUAAUUUUAAAAAAACCUGAAGCUUAGGACAAAAGUUGCAGGGUAUUUAGUCUCGUUAUCACAUCAUAGAAUAGCACACUAAACUGUCUUUUACAGUAAAAAUCGACAUGUUUAUUUGUAUCA